GUCAACUCGUAGUCCAGCUAGAACUUCAGCAUUGUGAAGCACAGGCUGGAAGUGUCACAAACAAACUUAAACUUAUCAUUCAAGCGCUCUUAAAAAAAAACGAAAUCGUAGUAUAAGAAGGCCGGGCGCUACUUGGACACUUACUGUCAAUUUGAUUGCCAAAAUAAGAUUUUUAGGGGAGCGCGGCUAAAAAUGUUUUGUGGACUAGUAGCUGCCCAUCUUUGACCAGAACACCCCCACCCUCCCUAUAAAAAAAACAAACACAAAUUUGACUGGAAAAGCUGUUUUUUCUUUGGGGAAAAUAUGCACAACAAUGCUACGAUUUUUUUUCACCGUCUAGCGCGAUGACGUGCAGUAGGCUAUAAACCUAAACUUUGACCCUGCCUUGUUAUUAGUGAACAAGUCCAAACUGUCUCGCGCUACGCGUACGAAACAUAAAUGGCUGGAAUAACACCGUGUCCUUUGCUGUCGGUUGACCCAUCCAGAGGGCUCGUGGAUGAAAAGUUCACGGUACAAGUCAGUAGUUUGCCACCCAUUCAACAGAUCACAUUGCACGCGCAGAUCCAUUCAGACGACGGUGACUUUUGGGAUUCGUUUGGACACUAUGUUAGCGAUGCUUUGGGAGUGGUGAACGGUGCCAAUGAUGCAAGCUUGGGAGGGACGUAUGAUGGCGUUGAACCUAUGGGUCUUCUAUGGAGUAUAAGACCAGUACCAGGCAGUCGACCUGGACUCAGGUUGAGAAAGAAAGAGGUCCAUACUCCUCUGUUAGUCUGCAUCUCUGUGUACAAAGGCCACGUGAGCCAGGGCUUCGGAGAGCAGGCCGCGCUGGCCAGUGUGGUCGUGGAGCGCUGGUACAUGGCACCUGGGGUCAGCCGGGUCGUCUUCACUGAGGGAGGAGUCAGGGGGACCCUCUUCCUGCCUCCAGGCCCUGGGCCCUUCCCCGCCCUGUUGGACUUGUGGGGAGGAGGGGGGGGUCUGGUGGAGUACCGCUCUGCCCUCCUAGCGUCUCGAGGCUUUGUCUCUCUGGCCCUGGAGUACCUCACCAUCAAAACAGCAGACAGCUCCUCCAGAAAUGUAGGGAAUGCCUACUUUGAGGCUGCAUUCAACGUUCUUCAGCAGCAUCCUCAAGUGUGUGCAGACAGAGUUGGCAUACUGGGCCUGUCCUUUGGCACCUCAGUGGCGCUUGGAAUGGCUGUGUACUCCGAUCUGAUCGAGCCCAGGUGUUUGGUCUGUGUGAGUGGGAGCCAUGUCCAGCCCGUCAAAGGAUCCAUAGCUGAUGUGUUUGCACAGAUCGGAAAAAACGUCAGGAACACUCGCUACGAUGAGGAAAAUCGAGUCAUCUGGCGGGAUCUGAUCCUGCCCAUUCCAACAGACCCCUCAAAGAAAGUGGAUUUAGGGCAACUCAAAUGUCCUCUUCUGCUGAUCGUUGGGGAGGAUGACCAGAACUGGCCAGCGUCCGAGUCAGCAGAAGAUAUGAAGCAAAUGAUGGAGAGUGCAGGGAACAGCCACCUCCUGACGGUGCUGUCCUACCCUGGAGCGGGCCACCUCAUAGAGCCUCCAUACACCCCUCACAUACUGGCCAGCAACUUCAUCACAGCUCAGACCGGGGAGAAGGUGAUGGUUCUCUGGGGAGGAAAGACUGUCCCACACUCUUUUGCUCAGGAAGACUCCUGGAGGAAGACCCUUGAUUUCCUGGAGGAACACCUGUACCGCAGUACUUAGAACCACAACCUGAGAAGACAUAGACCUCUCUAGCACCGCACCUCUGAAAUCACACCUCUGAAAUCUCAUCUCUGUCCAUCAUCUACAAUGCCUUUCGUCAGAGACAAGGGUAGACAUGAUUUUAAUUGUAUGCUGUUUGCGGCCUUUAAAAUGAAUGUUUAUUUUCAAAGAAUUUUGAACCUCAUUUGAGUAGAAUUGUCAAUCCAAAAUAGUCAUGGAACCUAUGCAUAACUGUGGCAUAUGUAAAAGGGUAACGUUGUGUGUUUCCCUGGCUAACCUGGUUCUGCUAACAGGCCUGCUCACCUGCAUUCGAAUUCAUUAAUGUAAUAACCUCUUUCAGCCACAAGAGCACCUUCUACUGGCCUCAAACAGAAUUUCCUUGAUCUGCCGGUGCGCAAUAACUUUUUUUUUUUAUUGCCCCUCAUCAUUGUUUUGGUCAAACUGCUCGCCCUACAGUACAUUGAAUGGCAAAACGGUUAUUCACUCCUCAACACCCCAAACCUGAAGGACAUCCUUUCCAAAUACAAGAGUCAAAGACUCUUGUUUCUAUUAGCCUAACUUGCAAAAAACUAGUAAAAUCAUUCAGUAAUUGAUCAGCUUUUAGUUUUUCUCCUCCCUUGUAGGACAAAAGCCAUCCUGGUCGGCCUUGGUUCCAGGCCCUUUAUUGCCUUUAUUUCUGUUGUCACCUGGAGCCACACUGGAUCCCUGCACCUCUUGGUGUCGCUUCAUUUAUCGUUGCAUUCAUCACUUUCAUUUAUGCUGUUCGACAAUAACGUGACAAUGUUUCUUGGCUCCUCUUGGUAUUGCCUACUUAAUUCAUGAUUUUCUUUGCAUUUGACAAUAAAUGCUUCAUUCAUGCAUUCAUCACUCAUUUUAACGUGGCGUUCCAAGGUCGACAAUAAAAUUAGACUGUUUUUUG
This is a messenger RNA of Hypomesus transpacificus, 2641 nucleotides long. RefSeq names its product bile acid-CoA:amino acid N-acyltransferase-like. The coding region runs from base 439 to 1722 and encodes 427 amino acids. Gene Ontology annotation, biological process: fatty acid metabolic process; acyl-CoA metabolic process. NCBI's taxonomy places the organism in Eukaryota, Metazoa, Chordata, Actinopteri, Osmeriformes, Osmeridae. Gene Ontology annotation, molecular function: fatty acyl-CoA hydrolase activity. The transcript is spliced from 12 exons. The record is from RefSeq and is a predicted model, not a curated record.